GGGUGUCUCUAUAACUCUGGGGGUGUCCUUGUGACUCUGGGGGUGUCCCAGUCGCUCUGGCGGUGUCCCAGUGCCUCUGGAUCUGUCGCAGCGCCCCUGGGGCUGUCCCACCUCUCCGGACACGGGGCUGGCAGCCCCGCUGGUGGCACCUGGUUGGCAGCGUCCCCAAGCCGGCAGUGACGUGCUGCGGGACGAGCUGACCCAGCCCCCGUCCCUGUCCCUGUCGUGUCCCUGUCGUGUCCCUGUCGUGUCCCUGUCGUGUCCCUGCAGCGGAUCCCGCCCCUCCCGGGCACGAUGUUCCCCCCGCGGGGCCCCAGGAGGGGCUGCCCCCGGCAGCCCGGCCCGUGGUGGGAUGGGCCAAGGCUGCGCCCCCCUGCCGGCCCCGGGGACACCUGGGGGGAGCCCCCCUGGCAGGAGCCGCCUUUGGGGGAGCCCCCCUGGCAUGACCCAGCCUGGCAGGAGCCACCCCAGGAGGACCAGCGCAGGAAACGGCAGCGCAGGCGGCACGAGCCCAGCCCCAGGGACCCCAGACCCUUCCCUGGCCCCGCUGAGGCCCCGUGGAAGGAGGAGGAGGAGGGAUGGGCCCCCCAGGACUGCCCCCCACAGCCCCCCUGGGAUGACAGAGAGCAUUUCCAAGGAGCUGAGAACGGCUUUGGAGACACCUGGCAGCCGCCCCCCAGACCCUUCCCUGGCCCUGCUGAUGUCCUGUGGCAGGAGGAGCAGCAGGAUGGGAGGUGGGACUGCCCCCCACAGCCCCCCUGGGAUGACAGAGAGGAUUUCCAAGGAUUUGAAGAUGGAUUUGGCUGGAGCUGCCUGGCCCCUGGUGUGAGUUCCCCGGGGAGGAGCCGCCCCCACCCUGGCCCCCCUCCUGCCCUCCAUGUGCCACGCUUCAUUUCAGACCUAAGCAUUCUGCGUUAUACAAACACCUCUGUGGUGAGCACGAAUCUUUUCUCGGUUACCACACUGCCGCACUCCCCCCCUUCCCCGGGGCUGUGUUCCCGCAGGAAUCCCGGAUUUCCCCGCGGUCCCCGCCCUCCCUGGAGGCGCAGGAGCCACCCCCGCCAGCUGACCCCGGUCCCGCUGCUGUGGUGUCCCCGCCCGCCCCGAGCUCACAAGCCUCACUCCAAGCCCUGUCCUGCCCCUUCCAAGAGGAGCCAGGAGCUGCAGCCCCCCCAGCCCCCUGCUGCAGAGAGCCCGGAGCAGCCUCAGGUUGAGCUGGAAGCUGGGCAGACCCCUGUGGGCAGCCAGGAGCAGGGUCCCUGUGCUUUGGGAGCAGAUCCAGCCCCUCUGGAGGAGACACCCAGGUGUCCUGAGGUAGAGCCGUGCAGCCCAGCUGUCCCCAAGGCUGGCACCGCUCAUGGGCCACAUCCCCAGAGCCCAGCAGCCCCCCCAGACCCUGCCAGGAGGGAGAUUCAGGAGCCCAGCCCCUCUGGAGAGGCAGGGGCUGAGCUCAGCCCACGUUCCUGGGAGCAGCCACCACGUGGAGCUGGAGAAGCCGAGGCAGAGGCUGCCCAGCACAGGCCUCUGCAGAGCCUUCAGCCACCCAGAAACCCUCAGGUGCCUCCAGGAUGUGCAGCAGAACCCCAGGCCCAGCCCAGCCAGGCUCCUGCUGGUGCCUGCAGCCCCCCAGAGACCUCCCAGCCUGGGUCUGGUGAGACAAACCCGGCUCUGCUGCAGCUCUGCCCCCUGCUCCCCACACCGUUCCCGGCCGGCAUCGAUCCGCGCUCCGCCGCCGUCCUGGCCAAGAAGGCAGAGAUCGAGCUGUCGUACCAGCAGUUCAGCCUGACCGUGGCCGUGGUGGCCACGAUGCUGCUGCAGAAGGAGCCGUCGCUGGAGGCGGCGCUGGGGCUGGCGCUCAGGGCCAACCUGCGCCAGCGCCGCCUCCACCACCUGCAGCAGCUGCAGGAUUUCAUCGACACCUUCGACUCAGCCACUGCCAGCCUCUGAUGGAGCCCCUGCCUGCCCCCUGGGGCUGGGGCAGCUCUCUGGGCCUGCAGGACAAAGUCGGAGAUGUUGGCAGCCCCACUCUGUCUCUUGGUUUUAGCCCUGCCCAAACCCCUGAGGGCAGCAAAAGUUUUAUUGUUUCUACUGGAGGGCAAUGGGAGGGAGGGCAGCAAUCCUUCUCCUCCGUUCCUGAUUGCCUGGGAUGUUUCCCCAAACCCAGUGAAGAGUUUUUUGGGUUUAAAGCUACAAAUAAACCGUGUUCACUUUGCA
Oenanthe melanoleuca is the source of this 2214-nucleotide messenger RNA. RefSeq names its product basic salivary proline-rich protein 1-like. Gene Ontology annotation, cellular component: nucleoplasm. Lineage: Eukaryota; Metazoa; Chordata; Aves; Passeriformes; Muscicapidae. Gene Ontology annotation, biological process: negative regulation of gene expression, epigenetic; negative regulation of DNA-templated transcription; protein localization to heterochromatin. The coding region runs from base 295 to 1947 and encodes 550 amino acids. The transcript is spliced from 13 exons. The record is from RefSeq and is a predicted model, not a curated record.